This is a messenger RNA of Exophiala aquamarina CBS 119918, 2496 nucleotides long. RefSeq lists its product as uncharacterized. The transcript has a single exon. Gene Ontology annotation, molecular function: long-chain fatty acid transmembrane transporter activity; ATP hydrolysis activity; ABC-type transporter activity. Lineage: Eukaryota; Fungi; Ascomycota; Eurotiomycetes; Chaetothyriales; Herpotrichiellaceae. Gene Ontology annotation, cellular component: peroxisomal membrane. Bases 1 to 2496 code for a protein of 831 amino acids. The record is from RefSeq and is a predicted model, not a curated record. Gene Ontology annotation, biological process: peroxisome organization; long-chain fatty acid import into peroxisome; fatty acid beta-oxidation.
AUGGCGGCCCAGUCCAAGGAGGAUCCUUUAAUGCUCAUCUACAACCACUACGGAAAUCUGCUCCGAACACGCCUUCGGAGAACACCCAAAUCUUUCAAACUUGCGGCCACCGCUGCCCUCCUCCUCUCUAUCCUCUCGACCAGCUAUGGCGGGUAUAGAUGGUGGCAGCAAAGAUCUCAGGACAAGGUUCAAGGUCGAACUUUGCUGAGAAAGAAUAGUGGCCUCAGAGGGAAGGGAGGAGAGCGCAUCAUCUAUGUUCCCAAAGGCAACACCACCUCAAAAGUCGUCAUUCAUCCGACCCGUCCCACAACCUUCGAUGCCCAUCGACGACUUUUUCUGACUCCUCCACGAGUCACUCGCAUUGGCAGCGGUGCCUCCACUCCGGCCUAUGGCCCGCCUCCCCAGACCAAACCCGGCCUCAAUCUGGCCUUCCUCCACCAGUUUCUCAGCUUGUUAAAUAUCAUGAUACCCCGCUUUCGCAGCAAGGAGACGGCCCUAUUGUUGAGUCAUGCAGUCUUUCUGAUCCUACGGACAUAUCUUUCCCUAGUCGUCGCCAGGUUGGAUGGUGCUAUUGUUCGUGAUUUGGUUGCUGGCCAGGGCAAGUCCUUCUUGAUGGGCAUUCUAAGAUGGCUGUCUGUCGGCACCUUGGCUUCCUACACGAAUUCUAUGAUCAAGUUCUUACAGUCUAAGAUUUCCAUCGCCUUCCGGACAAGACUUACUCGGUACAUUCAUGAUUUGUACCUCCACCCCAACCUCAACUACUAUAAACUCACCAAUCUAGAUGGCGGCGUGGGACAGGGCGCCGAUCAAUUCAUUACCCAAGAUCUCACUCUCUUUUGUACCGCUGCCGCAUCCUUGUACUCUUCUUUAGGAAAACCUCUUGUGGACAUCUUCGUCUUCAAUUACCAACUAUACCGCUCUCUCGGACCGUUGGCACUCACUGGCCUUCUAUCCAACUACUUCGCAACCGCAACACUGCUUCGACGGUUGUCUCCACCAUUUGGAAAGUUAAAAGCCGUGGAAGGUAAGAAGGAAGGCGAUUUUAGAGGCCUUCAUUCUCGGUUGAUUGCCAACGCCGAAGAAGUUGCAUUCUACGGUGGCGCGGAUGUAGAAAAGGUCUACCUGAACAGAUCCUUCAAGGAACUCCGGAGCUGGAUGGAAGGAAUCUAUAACGUGAAGGUCCGGUACAACAUGCUCGAGGACUUCAUUCUGAAAUACUCCUGGUCAGCUUUUGGAUAUGUCAUCACCUCUAUCCCGGUCUACCUCCCAGCAUGGGCGGGAUUCGAUGCCUUGCUUGAGACUCCCGGUUCGGCAGCUGCAGAGGUCACCGAAUCCAUACGCGAACGAUCUCACAUGAAAGACUUCAUCACCAACAAACGUCUAAUGCUCUCUCUGGCAGAUGCGGGGGGUCGCAUGAUGUACAGCAUCAAAGAUUUGUCUGAACUUGCAGGAUAUACCUCACGUGUCUAUCAAUUGGUUUCCACAUUGCACCGGGUUCAUGCCAACGCUUAUGGUGCGCCUAGUCAGCGGCGUAGUCCUGGCCGGUUUGAACUAUUCUCUCUGACCGAUGUUCAAGGUACCGUCCACGCUGGCUUUGACGGCGUUAGAUUGGAGGACGUCCCGGUUGUUGCUCCCUCACUGUGGCCGUAUGGUGGCGACGAACUAAUCGAAUCUCUUUCCUUCGUCGUUCAUAGUGGUGAGCACCUCCUCAUAUCCGGCAGCAAUGGCGUCGGUAAAUCUGCCGUUGCCCGUAUCGUCGCAGGCUUAUGGCCAGUAUAUCGAGGACUUGUUUCUCGACCCCGCUCCGUUGGCCAAGAUGGGAUAAUGUUCCUACCACAACGGCCGUACCUCAGUAUCGGAACGCUGCGUGACCAAGUCAUUUACCCCCAUACCGAAAUGGACAUGGGCGACGCUCAAAGGAGAGACAAUGAACUUGAGCACAUUCUUGAAGACGCAAAGCUAGGCCAUCUACUUGCACGCGAGGGCGGAUGGGACACUCGGAAGGAAUGGAAGGACGUCCUUUCCGGCGGCGAGAAGCAACGUAUGGGAAUUGCAAGAUUGUUCUAUCAUGAACCAAAAUAUGCUUUCCUAGACGAGGGAACAUCAGCCGUGUCCAGCGAUGUCGAAGGACUAUUGUACGAGCGAUGCAAGGAGAAAGGAAUCACUCUCAUCACUAUCUCGACACGAGCAAGCCUGAGAAAGUAUCACACAUUCAACCUGGUGCUUGGUCUGGGAGACGAAGGGUACGACUGGGAGAUGGUGCGCAUUGGUACCGAGAAGGAGAAGCUUGGUUUGGAGAAGGAGAUCACGGAGCUGAAGGAGAGACUUGCAAGGGUACAGGAGUGGGAGCAGCGGAAGAAGGAGAUAGAGGAGGAACUCGGGAAGGUGCUUGUUGUCGGGAAAUUAGAUGAGUUGAAAUCACCUGGCUAUGUGCUUGAUAGCGAGAAGAGCGAGGGGUCAGCUACUACGCCAGAUGGUCUUGAGGUGGCUUCGUGA